UAGUUGACGGCGGAAAACGGCUAUAGGAUCGCGGAAAAUGUACACAGUACCGCGGGAAAUAAUCUGAGGACUACGGAAAACUAAUGCUGGACGGUGCGGACUCUUUUCCGAUCGGGGACUGUAGUCUUUUUACGUUCCAUGACGAGGAAUCAUUACCACCCGGCGUCCAUCUGCGCUAUCUGCGCGGUACGCGGUGCAUCCAACACUUGCACCGACGCGGUUGUAGGCAUACCGUCCGUGCACCAAGGAAAUAAUAAUAUGGUCGGACAGCCGUGUUUUGUAUAUUUACGUUUUCGCUGAUCCGAGAUUAUCUACUGUUUUUAUUGUUUUUUUUUUUUUUUUUUUAUUAUUAUUCCCAAACCGGCGGAUUCAACGGCUCGUUGCUGCUUCGCGUUUCGUUCCGUUCAACCGUCGACGUCGUCCUUUGUCGCCGACUCGGCCUACGCAAUCGAAUCGCCGACACCACCGCCACCGCAGCUCUAGCCGCCGCCCGAGUGCCUAGUACGUCAGAACAGCAGCCGCGGAGAAACCGGCCGCAACAUGGUCCUGAUUAAGGAGUAUCGUAUCUGUAUGCCACUGACCGUAGACGAGAAUAUGAAAAGAAAAUAAUGUUGUUGAACACUGAACAUACAAAUAAAAUGGAGAUUAAACAAGAAAUUGUACCAUCAACACCAGUACUAAAAUGGAAGAAAAUAGUUGAUCCUAUUGGACCUCAACCAAGACCUCGUCAUGGGCAUCGAGCAGUUGCUAUUAAAGAUCUUUUAAUUGUUUUUGGUGGUGGAAAUGAAGGAAUUGUCGAUGAACUUCAUGUUUAUAAUGCAGCCAACAAUCAAUGGUUUAUACCACAGACUUCUGGUGAUAUACCUCCAGGAUGUGCUGCAUAUGGUUUAGUAGUUGAUAAUACUAGACUAUUAAUUUUUGGAGGUAUGGUCGAGUAUGGAAAAUAUUCAAAUGAACUCUAUGAAUUACAAGCGAGUCGGUGGCAUUGGAGUAAACUUCAACCUAGACCUCCUCUUUAUCACAUGUCACCUUGCCCACGGCUUGGUCACAGCUUUACCCUAAUAGGGAAUAAAGUUUAUUUAUUUGGAGGGUUAGCCAAUGAUAGUAAUGACCCAAAAAAUAAUAUACCUCGUUAUUUAAAUGAUUUAUAUACGUUAGAUAUAUCUUCACCAGAAGCUUUAGCCUGGGAUAUACCAGAAACUGUUGGGGAUUUUCCACCUCCCAGAGAAUCCCACACAGCUGUAGCUUAUACUGACUCAAGAGGAAAAUGUAAACUUAUUAUUUAUGGUGGUAUGAGUGGUUGUCGAUUAGGAGAUCUAUGGACAUUGGACAUUGAUACUAUGUCAUGGAAUAGGCCUAUUGUCUUAGGUCCAAAACCAUUACCAAGAUCUUUGCACACUGCAGUAACAAUAAAAAAUCGUAUGUUUGUUUUUGGUGGUUGGGUACCAUUUGUUGAAGAAGUGAAAUUACCUAUCCAUGAAAAAGAAUGGAAAUGUACUAAUCAACUGGCUUGUUUAAAUUUAGAAACUAUGACGUGGGAGGAUUUAAACAUGGACAUGAAUGAAGAUAAUAUGCCAAGAGCUAGAGCUGGCCAUUGUGCUGCCAAUAUACAGACAAGAAUGUAUGUAUGGUCAGGUAGGGAUGGAUAUAGAAAAGCAUGGAAUAAUCAAGUUUGUUGUAAAGAUUUAUGGUACUUAGAAGUAGAUAAACCUCAAAAAUGUGCUAAAAAUCAACUAGUUCGAGCAUCUACAAAUGCUUUAGAAAUAGUAUGGAACAGUGUACCAACAGCUGAUGCAUAUAUUUUGCAAAUUCAAAAAUAUGAUCAACCAGCUGAUACAGCUGCUCCAACUCCACCAACCAUGAUUGAUUAUUCAUUAUUACCUUUUUUGACCCCUGAAUUAGCUAAAAAAAAUACAGACAAUGAUGAUUGUCAAAUUGUACCUGCUAAUUCUAAAGCUGGAAGCCCAGCUAAACCAAAUCAAAUGAUACAGAUAUUACCCCAGGGUUCCACUGUUAACUCCUCGUCUUUGAUAAAAGAUCAACAGUUUACUCCUGUCACUGCUCAAGCAUCUGGAAAUAUGAAAAUAAAAACUGUUCAAAGUACUAAUGUAACACCAUCCUUACCACAAAAUUUCAAAACAGUUAGCCCUGUUACACCAAAGACUUCGGCAUUUGUCACCUCACCUUCUAUGGACAUGCUGUCAGAUGCUGCUAUGCAUACUCUAGCUGCUGCUGCAUCAGCUACCCAAAAGAUCAAAACCACUAAUGUAGUUUCUAAACAAUCAGAACUUCCAAAACCUGUUAUUAAGACUUCAAGUGCUCCAUUUAAAAUUGUUCAGACACAAAGAUCUAUAAAAAAUGUAAUGUCUCCUGUAAGCACAACAGUUUCACAACAGCAAGCAGUUCGCAUAACUGGACCUGCCAUACAGACUGGUACAGUUGCUGGAACUGUUCUUAAGACUGGGUCUAAUGUUUUUGGAAAGCAAGUAAUUUUUCAAAAACCAGGUGGUUCACAGUCAAAUUUUGUUACUUUAGUUAAGACCAGUCAAGGUAACCUUAUACAAGGUAUUCCUGGGAAAAUGAUAGGAACGACUACACCAAAUAAGAAUAUGCAACCGUCUGUUCUUAAGUUUAUUAACCCUCCAAUAAAUCAACAAAGUAGUCCUAUGAAAACAAAUCAAACUAUGAAAACUGUACCAUUAAAAACUGUUGGUGCAAGGUUGCCAGUUGCUGCUAAUAAACCAACUAUUGUUAUUCAAAAAGGUAACACAAACCGAUCAGCAUCCCCACAAAUAAUAAUUGUAACAACUGGUUCGAAUCUCAGGGGUAUACAGACUUUCUCAGCUUCUCAAGCUAAUAUCACUAAUCGCACCAGUGUUGCUAACUCACCAGUUCAAAUGGUUAUGGUAUCAUCAGGAGGCAAUACUCCAACUGGUAGUAAACCUAUAACUAUUACUAUGGCAGGUGCUGGUAAUCGUAAAAUGGUCACUCUUGGCAAAUCAAAUUUAACAGGGAUGACAAUUGGUGGUAAGCCUGUAACUCUUCAAAUGGUUAGUGGUCAAAAUAACAUGGCUAUCUUGACCUCAAAUUCCGGCGGUAAUGUUGUUCAACUAAAAAAUACCAAUAUUGUGAAUACACCUGUUACAUCAAGAUCUGGAAUCAAUUCGAAAGUACCAUCUUCUGUUAAACUUUCUACUGAUUUACCAGCUAGUACUGAAUCAGCAUUAACUCAGUUAGCUGUGGAAGCAGGUAUAAUAGAUUCAUCCAAUAAAAGUAACAAUGAUAUGGAAGAUUCAACAGAUUAUACUAAAGAAGAAUUGGAUAACUUAAUUCGAGAAGAAGGAAUUGAGAGUCUAGAUGUUGAUAUGUCUGAUAUGAAUAGUGCUGAAGAUGCUUCUAAUGAUAUUGACUGAAUAAGAAAAUAAAAUGUAUUCUUAUGAUUUCAGUAACUUUUUGUUUUAUUUAUAGUUAAUUUUUUAUUUUGUCUGUGCAAGCCUCAUUAUUUCAAUUAGCCUACUUUAGCCUAUUUAUAUUGUAUACUAUAUUUUUCAUAAAAUGUUUUUUUCUAAUCACAGAAAAAUAUGGGUAGUUGUAAU
Messenger RNA from Sipha flava (yellow sugarcane aphid), 3596 nucleotides. RefSeq names its product cytoplasmic phosphatidylinositol transfer protein 1 (gene rdgBbeta). Gene Ontology annotation, molecular function: transcription coactivator activity; protein binding; phosphatidylinositol binding. Gene Ontology annotation, cellular component: histone methyltransferase complex; cytoplasm. Lineage: Eukaryota; Metazoa; Arthropoda; Insecta; Hemiptera; Aphididae. Bases 609 to 3413 code for a protein of 934 amino acids. The record is from RefSeq and is a predicted model, not a curated record. Gene Ontology annotation, biological process: chromatin remodeling; phospholipid transport; regulation of DNA-templated transcription. The transcript is spliced from 2 exons.